AUGGCGACCGAUACCAUCUCCACGCCGCAGCCGGCCUCCCAAAAGAUUUUCGCUUCUCAGUGGUCCUCCCGCUACCGUGGCUCCAAGACCUCGACCCCCGCCGCUCUCUCCCUCAUCCCCUCCGACCCCAUCUCCCACGCCCUCAUCUCCGCCUUUGAGCGCGAGUACACCCACCUGACCGUCGUCUCGGCCAAGACCCGCGCCCUCCUCGGCUACGUCUCCAUCCCCAACCUCCAGCGCCUGCUCGACUCCGGCGCCGUCAGCCCCGACGACGAAAUCUCCGCCGCCAUGACGCGCUUCCGCCGCAAGGGCGCAAAGUACACCGUCAUCACCAUGGCCACCCCGCUCGAGGACCUCGAGGCCUUCUUUAGCGGAGAGGGCAGCGGCGAGCCCCAGUCCUUUGCUGUCGUCACCGACGAGAAGCGGAGAUUUGUCCUCGGCGUCGCUACCGUCGAGGAUCUCGAAGAGUUUGUCAAGAGGCGGCCUGCUUGA
Parascedosporium putredinis is the source of this 492-nucleotide messenger RNA. NCBI's taxonomy places the organism in Eukaryota, Fungi, Ascomycota, Sordariomycetes, Microascales, Microascaceae. The record is from the annotation of a GenBank genome assembly.